UCUGCCUCCAGGACCCGCGGCUCACGUGAAGGGGCAGAGAUGGUUUUGUUGACUGAUGUGGGUGUGAGAUUCGGCUUCUUUCUGAUCCUGAUCCUGAUCCUGAUCCUGAGCCUUGCCUCUGCGGACCGCGAUGCUCGUGGGGAGGCUCGGGCAGCGAAGAGAUGCUACUGCGACCUUCAAAUGUCUGAUGGGCCAUUCCCCCACCAGCAACUCGAUGAAUUAUAUUUAAUCUCUCAGAAUUGCAGCCUCGAACUGAACAAACAACAGUUCAAUGAACCUCUUGAAAUUAUUGCCUACGUAGAUCAGAAAUUGAGGAACCUUGUGCAACGCAUUAAUGAAUUUGAAGAAGAAUAUGAUGGUGAACUAUACAGUAUCAUUUCAUAUCGGAUAAUAGAGAUCGAAAUUGCUGAACUGAAUGAAUUGCUCAACCAACUUCAAGAAAAGUGUUCUCGGAACAAUGAUGAGAGAACUGACCUGGAUACACAGGCACAAAACAUUACCAACAAAGUAGAUGAAUUAGAGAAAUAUGACCGACUUAAAGUAACUCAAGAGCACAAAAGAAAUAUUAUCCUGAAAAGGAGUCUGACCUCGUGCCAGAAUGCACUGUUAGUAACACCAACCCCUUAUGUCAGUCCACAGCCAGGGUCCUGUUCCUUUGGAAGAUUAAAAGCAGUCUCCAAUCCCAGGAAUUCAAUGCUUAAUCAUUUUGGAACAUCGUACUCCUAUGGCUCCUGGGGGAAAGAUCCACUACCAGCUCCUGGGAAAGAGGAUCAAUACUGGCUUCUAGCUCUAACUAGUAGUAAUAGAUUUGGAACUAAGAUUCGUGUUUACAGCUCUUAUUCUAAAUUCCUCACCAAAGGUACUCAUAAGGACAUAAACUUUCAAACCCAUAAUCCUCAAGGCCCUGGUGGGGUAAUGUAUGGAGAUGCCUACUAUUACAAUUGCUAUAACUUGGACAAACUGUGCAAGUUUAAUAUGACCACACUAGAGGUCAUAUCUGCCACCCUGCCGUUUGCUGGUUUUAAUGACAAGUUUCCAUACUGUACGCUUGCUUCCUGUUAUUUAUACACAGACAUGGAUCUGGCAACAGAUGAAAAUGGGCUCUGGGUCCUCUACUCAACUGCAUUCAGUUUGGGAAAUUUAAUUGUCAGUCGACUCAAUACGACUGACCUUUCACUGCUUGAAAGCUGGAACACCACCUUAUUCAAACGAUCAGCAUCCAAUGCCUUUUUGGUGUGUGGGAUUGUGUAUGCAACUAGAUAUGUAAGUCCUGAAAUAGAAGAAAUCUUUUAUAUGUUUGACACAACUACUGGAGUCGAACAAUAUAAUUUGAAAAUCCAAUUCCGAAAAAUCUUGCCUGGCAUUCAGUACAUGAACUACAACCCACGGGAUAAGAAGUUGUAUGUGUACAGUGAUGCAUAUGUUAUUAGUUACAGUUUAACAUUUGAAUAAUGUGUGACCAGAAAUCCUAAGAAUCAAGCAACACAAGGGAACCUAUUCAGGUCCAGCUAAUAAUAGAAAGUCAUAUGCACAAAGCUAUAUUUAGAGACAAUACUUAACAGUAUUGCUUGAAAUUAAAUGAAAUGCUGGAAACGCUCAGUAGGUCAAGCAGCAUCUAUGGAAGUAGAAACAGUUAACAUUUCGGUUUGACAGCCCUUUAACAUCUGAAUGGUCUUUGCAGUAAUUCACAAUUGCCUAGUCAUUUUUAAGAUUGCAGCAAUUUAUAUGGAUAUGUAAUGUUUGAAACAUCUCAGUUAGGACUGGACUAGGCGUAGUUUGAAAUAAUUCAAUACAAAUAUUGAUUCAAUAUUGUUCCUUUGAAUGUAGUAUGCAAUGUAACCACAACAUGGAACAGGUAACUCAGGUGAAUCUGAUAGUAGAACAAAAUGAGAUUGAUGUAACUACUGGUACUUUGGUCUAUGUACGUUAACAUGUAACAUUUCGCAGCAUUGAAACUUCACUUUCAAAUGAGUGCUUUUGAAGAUUAAUAACAGUUACUGUACAUGAAUAAUCAUAACUUGUUGAUUUCAAUUUAUUAAAAACAUUAU
Molecule: messenger RNA, 2048 nt
Organism: Hemiscyllium ocellatum (epaulette shark)
Lineage: Eukaryota; Metazoa; Chordata; Chondrichthyes; Orectolobiformes; Hemiscylliidae
Product: olfactomedin-4-like
Exons: 5
Coding region: 40-1452 (470 amino acids)
Biological process (GO): signal transduction
Source: RefSeq, a predicted model, not a curated record